Molecule: messenger RNA, 548 nt
Organism: Macrobrachium nipponense
Lineage: Eukaryota; Metazoa; Arthropoda; Malacostraca; Decapoda; Palaemonidae
Gene: RpS18
Product: small ribosomal subunit protein uS13
Exons: 4
Coding region: 67-525 (152 amino acids)
Biological process (GO): translation
Cellular component (GO): ribosome; small ribosomal subunit; cytosol
Molecular function (GO): structural constituent of ribosome; RNA binding
Source: RefSeq, a predicted model, not a curated record
UUCUCAGUAUACGUUAUAACGUUCGUCAUCUCUCUUCCCAGUCUUUCCUAUCAACGCACCGCCAAGAUGUCGUUGGUACUGCCAGAGAAGUUUCAACACAUUCUGCGUCUUAUGAACACCAACAUUGAUGGCAGACGCAAAGUUAUGUUCGCCAUGACUGCCAUCAAGGGUGUGGGUCGCAGGUACUCAAACAUUGUUUUGAAAAAAGCCGAUAUUGACCAGACAAAGCGUGCUGGAGAAAUGACAGAGGAGGAGGUUGAAAAAAUUGUAACUAUUAUGAGCAACCCUAGGCAGUACAAGAUUCCUGAUUGGUUCCUGAACAGACAAAAGGAUAUCAAGGAUGGUAAAUACAGUCAGGUGAUGUCCAAUAACCUCGACACAAAGUUACGUGAGGAUCUCGAGCGCAUGAAGAAGAUCAGAGCCCAUCGUGGUCUGAGGCACUACUGGGGUCUGAGAGUGCGCGGUCAGCACACGAAGACCACCGGCCGCCGUGGUCGCACUGUUGGUGUAUCCAAGAAGAAGUAAUAGAAAUAAACUUCGGAGUUUCA